AUGGAUUCACAUCCGGUUCUGGAGGAUGUCCAACUGACGCCCCUUAUUGAGAAAUUAGUACAUCCUUUGCAAGAGGUUCGCCUCCGAGCCCUGAAGAAUCUACAUUUUAAGCUGGAGAAUGGGUUUAUACUUAUUGAGGAUUUGUUACAUGAACGCCAAUUAGUUGUAAAUUUAUUGCAAUGGUUCAACGUGCAGUCUACGUCUCUAUUAGCAAAAGAAAACUUAAUUUUACUGGAGAAAUUAUCACAGCAUGAUCCAGGCAUUGAUACAUUGAAGUCGAUAGGUGCAGUUGAAUUCCUUAAUCAAUUAAAGUUGGAGAUUGGGAUUCAGUUUCAUCAAGUCAUCGACAAUAUUUUACAUAAUAUAAGUUCUCGUGUUUGUUCUCAGCCCAAUCUUUCCGUGCGUGAGCCAAACCCGAGAAGUCAUAAUCAAGCUGAUGUCAAGAAUAAUCAAAAAUUCAUACAUCAUGGUCCACGAUUGCCAGAUGCUACUGGAAUGCUGACUACUGUCAACCUACCGAAGCAACUUUACAAGGUCGCUAAAGAAGAUAAAUUACCAGACAGCAAGAAUCGUAGUACUAUAUCGGCUCCAUUACUGGUCAACGAUUCAUUUCAUGAAUCAUUCACUCAAGAGACACAGCACUUCGAACCUAGGGACAUCAAUCGAGCUAAUUUUAUGAAGAAACGAAGUAAUGAAUUAGCCAUAAUCACCUUCCCUUGGAUUCAUUUAUAUAGUAGUGAUGAACACGUUUUAGCAACUACUCACAGUCGACUCCGAAGCCGAGACCCAUCUUUAGCAGAUAAAUCCUGCCAGUUUUUAAGUGAUGUUUUAUUUAAAGACUUUCCAGCUGAAAUUUUCAUCCAAAGACCCGCUAUAAUUACGGAUCUACUUGAUUUAACCCAAGCUUUGUCCAGUCAAGCUAAGACCUUACCAGUUCAAUCUGUUAGAUGCCUAAAAGAACUCUGCGUUUAUCUUGUUCAACGUAUUGGCUUCUAUCGUAGCACUUCUACUUAUCAGGCUUAUGGAGGAGCAGGUCAUACGGUUUCUAAUUCUCGCAGCGUUAUUAGCAAAUCAAUGUCGUCACGUGACUCGCCUAGUGACGGUGAAGAUGGCAGUUGUAUAUCUAGCUUUACUAAUAUUACUAGCGAAAUUUCCGAGUACAGAAAUAAAGGUGACAUAGAUGACAAUUGUGGUCGAUCAUUGCAACACUUGAGAUCUCGACAAUGGACGCUGCCAUACUUUUGCACGAUGGUAAUGACUCACACAAUUCCUUUACUAAAGGGAUUUGUUGGAUAUAGUGGUUGGAUCAAUGUUCCUUCGCAGGAAGUACUUAGCCUCCUGUAUGAUAUAUCCCGUAUAAUUGAUUUAUCGAUGCCUGAUGAGUUAUGGACAGAUAAUUCGAUCAUAAAAAAUGUGGCAGAUGAUUUACUACGAGUGUUCGACAUGUUUGCUGAGGUUCUACAGUUCUAUUACCACUUAAUAUAUGAUGAAGUAGACGAGUCCCAGGGGCACACUAAUCAACGACAUGAAUUAGAAGAUAAUGUUGUUAUGUGGGCUAAUAUUGGAGCUUUGGCUGUGAGAAUUGUGGAUCGUACAGUUCCUGUGGAGUUAGCUAACCGAGUUAUUCCAAGUAGCAUGAAAACUAUUUUCUCCUUACUGUGUAUGGAAUACGGAUUUAAUUCUCUAUAUCCUGAUUACGUGACUACCGUAAGGAAAUUCUUGUCUGCCUGUGAUACCAAAGCAUAUGAGAUUUACUGUGAUUUUUCGCAUAUCUUACGAUCAUUCCAUGCUGCUUCUAUGGUCAUACAUACAAAAAAGGAAUUCGAUGAGCAGUUUUUUAUUUCGGCGCUUGAAUCUUUGCCGGGAUUAUUUUAUCACGAUUCUGCUUCGCUACUUCGUGUUUUAGUACAUAGUAUCAUGGAUGUGAAAAAUACAUACCGUUGUUGUACUGAAAUUGUGAAGCGCGCAUUGGGCGAUGGCCAAGUUGCUACCACGAGUGCUAAAGCCUGUGGAAAUUUAACUUUCCUACUCAAUGAUAUUAUUUUACGCCAAUUAUCACUGUAUGGUCUGUACGACGAAAAUGAUGAAGUAUCCGCCAGUGCUAGAGAAAUCAUGAUCACAUUCUUUCAAGGACGAUACUUAAUGCCUGAAACUAUGUGGUCUGAUUACUUAUCGAAUAUUCACGACCUGUUUCCUUUUAUUCAGGGCUACGCAUGUAGAGAUUCGAAAUUUACCGAUUGUCUGCUAUCCGUAAUUGAAAACUCCGGUGUUAAAUUGGUUAAUACGUCUCAUCAAAUGCAUGAGAAUGUUUUCAAAAUAAGAGGUUAUCUUCGUUCUCUGUUUUGUACGGAUGAAAGCUUAAGAGAAAUGGCUUCGAAUAAAAUAAGAAAUAUUUUGGAGGCAGAUAGCUUAUUCGGUCGUGAGAAUUUUCAAACCUUAAACUUGACUGAGACUGACUUGCCGCAUUUUAAAGAUUUAUUUGAAGUUGAUGAAAGUGAUGACGAGGUUUUUAGCGAAUCUUCAAUACAAUCUAUCUUCCAGGCCGAUAGCGUUUUGCAACUUUGGUCAAUUAUUACAUCAAAAGAGACGGAGAUUUCUUUAAAGAAAUUGGCUCUUGAACAAUUAGCUACUUCACUCACAGAUAGUUACAUUUGUGACUUGUUAAUAAAUCGAAAUGCUACGGAAGAUAUUGUCAACAUCAUCAUGGAAGGUCAGGAGAGAAGUGAUACUGAAAAUAGUAUGGAAACUGUUGUCUUGUUACCUUUCGCUUUAAGAGCAUUGCAUCGCUUAUUGCGGUGGGAUGAAAAGAACCGACUUCGAAUGGCGUAUGAUUAUGAUGCAUAUAGGAUGCUACUGAGAUGUAUUAUAGCAUCUGAAAAAAGUAGUAGCUCGUAUCUUAAUGCCGUUCAUGCAUUAGUCUACUUACUUUUUGAUGAAGUAUCUCCCAGUAGAGUUUCUGUCUGGAUAUCAGAUGAUUCCGAGAAGCAUAAAAUACGCGAUUUUCGAUUUCCAAGGCGUUUAUCUUCCAGGAUGUCUUUAUUAGCGCGGUAUCCGACGUAUGAAUGUAAGAAUCCAUAUAAGGUUCAGCAGUUAUCAUAUGCGGAAAAUCUAUAUAGUGAACCGUCACAGACUUCCCUAAAAUUGGGAUGGAGUAUUUAUGUAGCUAAUAAUGUUGAAGACUUAAUUAAGAAACCACAAGCCAUUGAAACUGACAAGCUAUCAGCUAUUCCUGGAUCCAACUUAUGUGAUGAAAGACUCAACUGGAAUUUAGGCAUCGAGUCUGCGAGCAGUACGGUAAUAGAUUUUGAUAGUAAUUCAUUUGGUGACAGUGCUAAUACGCGUAAAUUGCUAAAGGUGAAAUGGUUUAAAAGCUUCAGCAGGUUUUUAAGUGUUCCGCCUUCUAGUACUGAUGACCAAAAUCUUUUGGCUGCGUUUUUUAAUUUCAUUGCAAUGCUCAUCAAAAAUAGCCCACAAGUUUACUGCUCCGAUCUUGUCAAUGAUGCUGUCCAUUAUUUAAUAGAUCCUAAAAUGCUAUGCGUCAAAAUCUUAAAGACAAUGAAUAAUUUCAUUGAUACUGAUCCUAAUUUUAAAGGUGAACAUAACAUCGAUACCAACAGACCGUGCUGGAGUUCUGGUUGCAACACAAUGGAACCUUUUCCCCUUUGUGUGAAGUUAUUGGCCUCUCUUUUACAGAUCAUUGUUUCUUUCCAUGGCGAAUAUGGGCAAUUUGUAUAUUCAUUCAUGGGUAAAGGAGUUACAAGAAGAGUUGCAUUAUGCUUAAGGCAUUUAAUGCAUGAAAUGCAACAGCUGAUGCCAGAUACGGUACGAUGGUGCGGAUUAGGUAUAGCAACUGAUCUGGUUCUACAACCUGAGGGUCUUAAAUUGCUAGAUGCAUGUUGCCAACAUAUCGAUGGAGGAAUCUGGAAUGUGUUGUUGACACUGCUACAUGAUAGCUCAGAAUGCAAUAUUAUUAAGUGUCAGGCUGCCGCAAUGCUAACAAGUCUCUUAACAGCUACAGACAGCGAUCCAUGCUCAUACCUUAACAUAAUUGAUGAAGAAUUGAAGGCAACUAAGAGGGGUUUGUCGGCGUUGCUGAUGCUACUGGACCGUAUCAAUUUUUAUCAAACUACUAUUACGAUUAUAAAGAAUGUAAAUGUCGUAGCUGAAAUCAACAAAAAUUGCUGUCAAGAGAUGCCACCGGAUAGCAAUUUUAAUAUCGCAUCUGGUAUCGACAAAACUGUGUCUUCUGGGUGCGAUGGUGAUUUUAAAGAGAUAUUGUCUCAGAAUUGGUACUUGUCUAAAGUGCAUGUUGUAGCUGAUGUACCUACAAAUUCUAAGUUUAUCUACGAAAUCUGCCGUCUCAUGGCGAAGUUAGUGGUAUUAUGCCCUAGCACCAUUGUGAAGGCGCUAUAUAACGAAGGAGUCCUGUAUCAGUUGGCAAAAUUGUUGGAGACGAGUGGACUAGACGAGCAGUUAAAGCUGCUUAAAAACCGGAUGUAUCGAGAAUUCUACGAAAUUCGGACUAUAAUACAGAUGUCAUCAGAAAUCAUAAAAUUAUUUACCUUAGUUUGUAAUAUCGAUCCUAGCAUUGGUUGCUAUUUCAUAAAGCGGAGGAUGAUAGUUUCAAGUCUUUUUCGUUUUUUAAGUGAUAAUGCUCAGGAAGAGGUUGCGUUAUGUAGGGAUUGUUAUUGCUUUUGGCAAACUAUCUUCCAGUUCUUUUCCACUGUUCUAUCGGUUGAUAGUCAAGAAAAUUACGAUUGCGCACUGGAAAUUUUUAAGAAUAACUGGAUUCUUUUUAACAAUGCCGUUGUGACAAUUUUGUCUUCCGAAAAAAGUACCAAUUCGCAACGAAAUUCGGCCCUAAAUUUAUUAUGUAUUAUUCUCGCUCGAGAGGGAAAGUAUCACUAUGAACAUUCAAAUGGGAAUACAGCUUCGUUUACAUCUCAAAUUAUAGAGUUAUUAGAGAUGGGAGAGGACGAGCCUAACGAAAGAAAGAAUGAUGAAAUAGGCAAUUCUAAAGACGAUGCUUUGUCGCACCAAAGUUAUAGCAUACAACUAUGUCACUUAUUACUGGAUUGUUACGAAGGGGCCAAUGUUAGAUGUCUCACUCUCACGGAUAAGAUUCCUUUAAUGUCUGCCUUAAAAUUGAUCCUCGCUUGCAGUCCUCGAGCUAAAUAUUUCGCUCUACAAAGCGGUUUCCUGGAUAGUAUAAUUGAUAGACUGAAACAGUUGCGAGCUCAGCUUUCGAUAUCUUUCCUCUCUGCUACAAAUAAAUUCGAAGCCAGAAAUAAAGUUCAAGGCAAUCUGUUACUAGAAAUUUCGCAAAUAUUAAAUAUUUGCCGUGGAUUAAUGUAUCGUGAUGAUUCGACGAAGAAUGCUGCUUUAUUAUGUGGACUGACUGAAGUUCUUUAUCGAUUAUGGCCUUGGUGUUUUGUAGAAUCUUCCUUUAUGUCAUCAGUCUUGGCGAUUAUGUGUACCUAUACUGCUGAUUUCGAAAAGGCUGCCAAAUCCUUUGCUAUCAAUUUUACUGGGAAGGAGUAUACCUCAAUAGAAACAAAUGAAGUAAAUUCUUCCUCUAGUAGUUCCCUGGUUUAUAAUAUUCUUAAAUUUUUAAUGCAAUCAAAUUGGAAAAAGAUGAAUACUCCUUUGACAUCUUCGAAUGAAAGCGCUCUGUUUGCGUUAAUAUCCAACCUAUCAUCCUCUGCUGAGUGUAGAAGCAUUAUGUGGAAGGCGAAUUUCCUGCAAGCGUUACACCCGCAAAAUGUUACGAAACAGUUUAUGAAGCAUAAUGUAGCGCAUUUGCGGCUAUGGUAUAAAAUAUUAGCGAAUUUGUCCUUCUCUAGAGAUGGCCAGCAAAUGAUGAUGAAAGUGGAAGGAAUAAUCCACGAUCUUUGCUGCAUGACUACCUCUUCUGAAUUCACACUUAGGAAGAAUGCGUUAUUAGUACUCAGAAAUAUGUGCUUUAAUAGCACUCUAAAGGCUCAUUUUUGGGCAAAUGGCUUAUUUUUAUAUACGUUCUACGUUGCGGCCAUAGAUGAUGUUUUACAAUGCUUUUCGAAGACGUUGGUAGCCGAAUCAGAUGUAAUGAAAGAAAUUGCGGUCUCUGCCUUGCUUGCGAUGAUCUAUAAUUGCCAAAAGGCAAAGCUUGCCGUGAAACGACUAGGAAUUCUAGACAAUCUCGAUAACAUAAUUGCUAGCGAAAAGGACAGCGGUAAGAAUGAUGCAGUACUGAUACGAAAUGCGUCGGCAUUGUUGGAUACUUUGCGUAUUGGCUAUUAG
This is a messenger RNA of Trichoplax adhaerens, 6279 nucleotides long. RefSeq lists its product as uncharacterized. The coding region runs from base 1 to 6279 and encodes 2092 amino acids. The record is from RefSeq and is a predicted model, not a curated record. The transcript is spliced from 43 exons. NCBI's taxonomy places the organism in Eukaryota, Metazoa, Placozoa, Uniplacotomia, Trichoplacea, Trichoplacidae. Gene Ontology annotation, biological process: ciliary basal body organization; centriole replication; centriole-centriole cohesion. Gene Ontology annotation, cellular component: centrosome; centriole; ciliary basal body.